AAGUAUUUGGCUUUGAUUUUGAUUAUUCUGGGUUUGAAAGUUGAGUUGAUUUGGUUUGGUUUGGUUUGGGAAGAAGAAGAAGCAGAAGCAGAAAGGUAGAAAGUGGUUGCGUUGUGUCCUCUUGUGGUUUGUGCUUAGAGUUGUCGAAUCUCAUUGCUCUACACUCUACUCGACGGAGAAUUCCACUUUUGCUAGUAUUUAGGUUUGCUUUCUUAUGAUUAUCGGAUUCGCGUAUUGAUUGAAUUAUUAUCAUUAACAAGAAUCAUUUGGAUGAGAGAGAGAUGGAUGACAGAAGCAGCAGCAGAAGUAGAAGUAGAAGGGUUGGGGAUGGAGAAAUGGGAAAAGCAGUUAUUGCAUUGAUAUGCGGCACGCUUGUGUACUAUCACUGUGCUUACCGCAAUUCCAGCAUUGUCUCCCUCUUUUCCGACGUCUUCAUUGUGCUUCUCUGUUCUCUCGCCAUUCUCGGCCUUCUCUUCCGUCAGAUGAACGUCGAGGUGCCUGUGGAUCCAUUGGAGUGGCAAAUCUCUCAGGACACUGCUAAUACCAUCGUCGCCUGCCUUGCUAACACCGUCGGUGCCGCCGAGUCCGUCUUGAGGGUUGCUGCCACGGGCCAUGACAAGAGACUCUUUUUCAAGGUCAUUUUUUGCCUUUAUGUCUUAUCUGCUCUCGGAAGAUUAGCUUUGGGUAUCACAGUUGCAUAUGCUGGACUAUGCUUGUUUUGUCUUUACAUGCUCGCAGAAUCUUCUCAAUCAAUCAGUUCGUGUCUUUCCUGGAUAUUGGGAAGAAGAAACGACACUAGUGAAGACCAAGACACCAUCAUGUAACUUGAUCAUUUUUGUACUUGUAUUUUGUUCCAAAUGUAAAGUUCACGCCGUAGCCGAAUCUAGAGUUGCAACAGUUCAGACCCAAAAAAAAAAAUGCAAUGAUAUCAAUGUGCUUGAUCUUAAUACAUAGAUUUUCUACUUGCUUCACUUUACCACCAGAAUAAAGGUUUUUCGAAAGUUGGAGAUUGA
Messenger RNA from Arachis duranensis, 1013 nucleotides. RefSeq names its product reticulon-like protein B22. Lineage: Eukaryota; Viridiplantae; Streptophyta; Magnoliopsida; Fabales; Fabaceae. The coding region runs from base 282 to 824 and encodes 180 amino acids. The record is from RefSeq and is a predicted model, not a curated record. The transcript has 4 exons.